AUGACUACUCAGAAUCUCAACACCGGCCCCCUCCGCUCAUCCGGCCACAAAGAGCCAACCGAGGAGCACGCGACCGUCGCGCAGCUCAAGACCCGCGGGGACAAUGGCGAUCCCGAACAGCUGCUCCAGAACCGCCUGUUGAGCUCGGACCAGGUCGCCCGGGGUGCGCUGUAUGACCACGAUGACUUUGAGUGUGUCGCCGCGGGCGGGAAGGGCGGGAAGUUUGAUCUUGGAGCCGAGGAUGUCCGGAAGAUCUUCGACGGUCUCCUCACUUACUCCCGCGUCGACGAUCCCACCGCAGCAGGCGGAGCCGGUACUCCCCCAAAGCACAUCACGCUGGGCAACGAGGGCAAGGCGGAUGUCAAGAACGGAGAUGGGGAUAUGAUGCUUGCUGAGAAGGAUGGAAGGACCUUCAUUGCCGCUCGCACAGCCACCCUCAUCAUGAUCAUCGAAGGCGCCGAGAACGCCAACCAGGAGACACUGGUCGGGCUCGUCAAGUCCUUCCUUGAGGGAUUGCAGAUGUUGACGUGA
Dioszegia hungarica is the source of this 531-nucleotide messenger RNA. RefSeq lists its product as uncharacterized. The record is from RefSeq and is a predicted model, not a curated record. Bases 1 to 531 code for a protein of 176 amino acids. The transcript is spliced from 4 exons. NCBI's taxonomy places the organism in Eukaryota, Fungi, Basidiomycota, Tremellomycetes, Tremellales, Bulleribasidiaceae.